This is a messenger RNA of Suillus clintonianus, 1871 nucleotides long. RefSeq lists its product as uncharacterized. Lineage: Eukaryota; Fungi; Basidiomycota; Agaricomycetes; Boletales; Suillaceae. The transcript is spliced from 4 exons. The record is from RefSeq and is a predicted model, not a curated record. Gene Ontology annotation, biological process: telomerase catalytic core complex assembly. The coding region runs from base 183 to 1766 and encodes 527 amino acids. Gene Ontology annotation, molecular function: telomerase RNA binding.
GACGCCCUGACCGCUUUUCUGAUGCACCGCGCUCAGUAGCCUUGGGAAGAAAGCUGUGACGCGAACACUGACGAAGGCCUCAGUUUGUAAUCCACUUCUCAUUGGCUUGAAACUUCUGAUCUGCUACCGCCGCCUCGAGAGUUGACCGACCGUGCUGAACGCGACGUCACUUAGCGGACUAGAUGGCACCUCCGAGUUUUGCAUUCAUCCCCCGAAAUAUUCACAAGGAUAGGAAACAGCAAGGCACUUCCGCUCACGUACCAUCACCACUUGAACCGACACCUGCCAUCGAAAGAGGAGAACCAGCAUACCCAGGACCGUCCGUGAUCGACAAAGGCAAAGGGAAAGCGCCUGAACCUUCGGCGAAACCAGUCUACAACGAGACAGACAUUUCCAUCCUUGUUGUUCUCGCGUUUUCGGACUAUGCUCUUUGGCUUGACUCAGAUCUGAGGAGGAAAACCGAAGAAUCACUUCAGAACGAGAGCCAUGAUGCUGGAUUUUUACCUCUCAGCUACCUGAUGCGUCGCGCUUUUGGCAGAGAGAACUUGGGUCAAGAAUAUAUGCCGACUGAAGCGAACGUGGUGAAGGCAAUUCGGACCUACGCAGGCGACGUGCUGGAGGUUAGAAUGCUUGUAUCAGCCCCAUCUGCAUCUGCGUGGUACCCUUCCUGGAAACCGGAGAGGGACUCGCUUGGUUGUUAUGAAGUACGGAGGAAGGAUUGGUCAACACUAUUGGAUAACGCGACUCGUGAAUUCAGUCGGGGUCAAUGGGACGAUCGUACUAUUUACAUGGAAAAUAUACCUGCUCAAUAUCACACAAUACCUGGUAUCAUCCGAUUUGCGCAAGGGUUGCUGUCUCAAUGCUGUAGAUCAUCAUCGGACCCGGUUCCAAUCCAAAAUAUUACACUUCCCCCGCAUCACUUGGAUAAAACCGAGGACCGUCCAAAAUGCAAAGGCUUUGCACUCGUCACACUAUGUAACGCAGAGUUGUGUCAGAUUUUUCUUGAAUCGUGGCCUUGGACGCAGCCAUUCCAACCCUCCAAAUCAGAUGACUUGGGUCUCGCUGAAGACGACCUGGAGACAAAGGAAGCCUCGAAGUUCGGGUUUCGCACUCUACCAAAAGCGCGCUGGGAUAAAUUGAACGAGCAGUAUCUUGCUUACCGCCAGAAAUUGAUUAACGAGCUAGCGGAUGCCAACGAACCCCCAGAUAUCUCACCCGACUUCGAUGUACGACUGGUCGCUUAUGAGGUUUUGGAAGACAUCCCUGUCCCACCUAGGAAUGUGACAACUAUGUCCUCACCGUACCCCCUCGGCUGUCUCGUCUUUGCCCGAAAUCUUCAUCUCGAAACAAACAAGACUACACUUCGAGCGCUAUUCACUAAUGCAUUCAAGUCGUCCUCGCUAGAUCCCGGUGGAAUCGACUACGUCGAUUUCAAUAAAGGGAUGGAUUCUUGCUAUCUUCGGCUUGCCUCGCCUGAGCAUGGACGUGUUUUGACCGACUACUUUUCUAGUCAGCCCAUCGUACAGUCUCACGGUCUUGAUGACAUGGGCAAGACUCCAGGAGCGUCCCAGAAAGCCAUCACGACGGAGAUCAUCGAGGGUAAAAAGGAGGAAGUCUAUUGGGAGAAAGUUCCAGAGAAAGUCAGACGACAGGCUGUGGAGAAAGCAGUGAAGGCUCUGAAUGGCAAACAGCCAUCGGCUCCCGCACACAGUGCGCAAGAACAUUCCGAGGAAAGCAGGCCGCGGAAAAAGAGGAAACGCGGCUGAUAACAGACCCUACAACAUCCCCAGCCCACACUGCAAUAAUGGAAGUAUUUACAAUAAAUAGACUGGUAAGCAAAAAAAGCGCAUUGCGCCCCCAUAGUACAACCC